AUGGAGCCGGCCGUCGACAUCAGUCAGCUUCAGGCGUGCGGGCACGCUGUGGCUGGCCACGCCGGCACCAUGCAGGACCCGGAUGGCAAUCUGUUCAUCAAGCCUUGCACGAAUCAAGAGCUCGAUUUUUACCAAGCCGUCUAUGACAAGGCUAAGGAGGAAGAAGCUGUUGAAGAGGAGCUGGAGAAUAAGUUCCUGGCUGACGGCCUGAACCCCGAAGACAUUGAUGCGCGGAUAGACGACUGGCGCGACCUAAACCCCGAUGCCACGAAAUGGCGCGACCUGAAGAGCAUCAUGCCCGAGUUCAUGGGUAGUCUCAACCUCAGUGGCUCGGCGGAUCUGGCAGUCAGCGAACUCGUCGCCGCCGUCGUGGGCGAUACGGGAGACGCCGCCAAGGACAAGGAGCAGGCGGCCAAGUUGAUAGACAAGCAAGAGCAAGAGCAAGAAGCGUCUGAGACGAUACCCGAGGAGUGGGUGCCCACCAACGGCGGCAAGAUCUCUACUGACAAGGCCAUUGUGCUGGGCAACUCCUCGGUUGGGUACAAGCACCCCAACAUUUUGGAUCUGAAGCUGGGCAAGGUUCUCUAUGCACCUGGUGCGCCGGAAAAAAAGAAGCUGAAGAUGGACAAGCUGAGCGCCGCUACGACCCAUGCCAAGUACGGGUUUCGCAUUGCGGGCAUGAAGACUUUCCGUGGGUCGACUGACGAGUCCAAAUUGAACGAAGAGGAGUACAUGGUGUAUGAUAAAGAAUACGGGCGUACCUUGGUCAACAACGAUACCCUGGUGAACGACAUUGCCAAGUUCCUGUUUAACGAACGAGCCGGAAUCGACAGGCCGCUGGCAAAGGCAGUGUGCCGGGCUAUCUCGCACGAGGUGGAACGCAUUGAGACAAUCCUGUCGCGCAUUGGUGUGACCAUGUUCUCAGCGUCGCUGCUCAUUGUUGUCGAAGGAGAUGGCAAGGCGCUCAGGACGGCAAUCAAGCAGCACAACACACUCGCCGAGGCCCUGGAUGCUGGUGAACCGUCAACCGUCAAACUCGAGAAUCGCGUUGAUAGUGGCAUCGCGCUCCAAGACGAGGAUGACGAAGAGGACGAGCUGGGCUAUCCGCCAACCUGGUCCGUGAACCUGAUUGACUUUGCGCAUGCGAGCUUCUUGAAGGACGACAGUGGCAAUAUUACGACUGAGCCUGACUCCAACUUCAUGGACGGUAUCAGGAGCAUAAAGGAGAUCUUCGCCGAGCUCGGGCGCCUGUGGGGUGGCAAGUUCCCCAAAAGCUCGAGCUCCGACCAGAAUCCAAAGUCGACCUCGACGGCCAUCUUCGCCUUGACCGCGCUCCAGUCCUACGCCAAUGUAGCCGCCAUGUCGAUUCCAGGCCUGGGCCAAAUUCCGUCACAGACGACAACAGCGUCGGCACGGACGAUUACGCUUCGCCCAGCCUGGGAGUACCGCUUCGAGACCGAAUCAGGCACGACACUCACAAUCAAGCUGAGCAAUGGCGUAGCAGAGAAGGAUGGCAUCGAGCUCGCGCCACGAACGCCUUACACGUUCGCCAACAUCAAGUCCAAGAUCACGACGUGGCACGGUUGCGAGCUAGACAUUGAAGGCGCCACAGCCAGCGAAUCCGUCGCCGAGUAUGCCACGCUGGUGGACAACCCGGGAAAUGCACUUCUCAACCUCCAUGCGCGCUUGUCCGAAAUGCGCGACAGUGCAGCGCGGGAGAGGAAGCAUGGCCCGCGCAUCCUCAUCACGGGACCAGCAGACGUGGGCAAGACGACUGUCACACGGACGCUAGCGAGUUAUGCGACGAAGCAGGGCAGCCAGCCACUGAUUGUCAACUGUGACCCCGAGGAGGGCAUAUUGACGCUCCCCGGAACUUUGAGCGCGGCUGUCUUCGCAACAGUCAUGGACCCAGAGGCCACCGACGGAUGGGGUUCCACACCGACCAGUGGCCCUAGCAGUGUACCGGUCAAGCUCCCCAUUGUCCAGUACUACGGCCAAAGGAACGCUGAGGAUGAACCACAGUUCUAUCGUGAGCUUGUUGCGCGGUUGGCAGACACGGCCAGUGGUCGCAUGCAGGAGGACGCGGACGUCAAAGCAUCGGGCGUCAUUAUCGACUCGAUCGAUUUGGUCGCCAAAGGCGGUGAGGGCUACGACAUCCUGGCCCACAUUGUCGACGAGUUCUCAGUGAAUGUGAUUGUCGUCCUCGGGUCGGCCGAGAUGAACGAUGCGCUGUCCAAGCGCUUUGGCACACAGCAAACUGGCGUGGGCGAGCCGAUCCAUGUUGUCAGUCUAGACAAGUCCGAUGGUGCUGGACCCAGAAGCAAUAUGCUCAUGGAGCGAAACCGGGAAGCUGUGAUCAAGGAGUACUUUUUCGGCGAUGCUCGGCGCACACUGAGCCCGCAGAUUCAACAGGUCGACUUUGGGAGUCUGGUCAUCUACAAGCUGCAGGAUGGCGGCCGACUGGUGCGCGAGCAGCCCUCCUCGGUCAUGCAGCACUGGACGCUGGCCAUCAUGCAUGCCUCGACCAGGGACACGCCCGAGACCAUCCGAGCAGCUGGCGUGAUGGGCUAUGUCUACGUCUCGGACGUGGAUGAGGAGCGACGCAAAGUCAAGAUGCUGGCGCCGGUCAGUGGCAGGCUGGGAGAUCGACCCAUGGUCUGGGGUAGGUGGCCGGAGCCGUACAUCAAUUUGCUGGGGUAG
Messenger RNA from Emericellopsis cladophorae, 2700 nucleotides. RefSeq names its product Calcium-transporting ATPase 3. Lineage: Eukaryota; Fungi; Ascomycota; Sordariomycetes; Hypocreales; Bionectriaceae. The record is from RefSeq and is a predicted model, not a curated record. Gene Ontology annotation, molecular function: polynucleotide 5'-hydroxyl-kinase activity. The coding region runs from base 1 to 2700 and encodes 899 amino acids. Gene Ontology annotation, biological process: tRNA splicing, via endonucleolytic cleavage and ligation; inositol phosphate biosynthetic process. The transcript is spliced from 5 exons. Gene Ontology annotation, cellular component: nucleus; mRNA cleavage factor complex.